AUGAGGCAAUGUGUGUCUUGCAACACUGUCCUGGCGAAUUUACAGGAAUACUUGGAGCAUGUCAAGCCAGCUGCGAACAAGCAAUGCCCCGCCUGUUCUCUCUCAUUUCAGAUUGAGUGUGAUUAUGAGCUGCACAAGUUGACUGUGCAUACCCACGACCAAGAGAACACAGCGAAGGAAAAUGUGCGGCCAGAAAUUGCAUCUGCUCUACCGGAUAAUGAAGAACCUCUCGAACAGCAAUCCUUCGAAAAAUAUGUCCAAAUGCUUAACUUAGAGUCUUCGACGUCGAGUACAUCGUCUAACGCAAUCACCACAAGUCACCAGGUUCCGCAGAACUUUGCACUUGAUAAUCCAUUUGAUGAUGCUCCGGUUUUGGGUGGAGGAACUAGUAAAAAGCUCCUCAUUUCGACAUUGCUAGGGCAGCCACAUGGUGAUCUAUUGGACCUAAGUCCCGUAUCCACAAAAGCGGAAACCCUUGGGCAAGCAAUUACAGAUUUUCAAGGUGCUUUGAAGAAGCGGAACUCGCAUGAGUCUACCGGUGGGAAAGGUCAGAAUUCAGAGGUUGAGCUCAAGAAGCGGUUUGUUAUUCCACUGGAGACGACGUCGACUGGAUCUCCAGUUUUGCCGGAAUUCACUCCAGGGAGCUCAGAAGCGACAAUGGGGUCCCCUAUUCGGGAUGUUGAAGGAGUUUCAUUGGUAUUGCACAACCAGGAGACGGCAGCCGUGGAGCCAGGCCGAAUUAUCUGCUUUGAAUGCCAAGCAGUCUUCGGCAAUAUCCUCGCGCUCCAUCAGCAUCAGAUGGUGGAGGGUCACAACUAUUGCCAGUGGUGUUUUGCUUUCUUUAUUGACCGCACGAUGCUGCGGAAGCACAAAGACCAAGUACACAACUUCCAGUGUGCAACUUGUGAUUUAAUCCACAUUACCCUGGGGGAUCUCAUGACGCACAAGCAGUUGAAGGGACACUGCUAUUGCAAGCCAUGCAACAGCUAUUUUGAGAAUGUGAACAGUCACAAACAGCAUAUGUCUGUCAUGCAUGAUAAUGCUCACUGUAGCUUGCGACCUCGCCCUGUCAAAGUUGGAGUGGCUGGUGGAAAAUAUAAAUGUACUGUUCAUGGCUGUUCAUUUUCUGCAUACAGUGCUAACACUCUGCGCACCCACCAAGAGCAGGAGAACCACAACUUUUGCCGGCCAUGCAACAAAGCAUUCUGUGAUAGUCUGGCGCUGAAAAAUCAUAAGUCCGGAGGGGGUCGGCAUGCUGAAAACUUGAAUGCAAGAAAGAUAGCGGCUAGUACUUAA
Messenger RNA from Ophidiomyces ophidiicola, 1296 nucleotides. RefSeq lists its product as uncharacterized. The transcript is spliced from 2 exons. The record is from RefSeq and is a predicted model, not a curated record. Bases 1 to 1296 code for a protein of 431 amino acids. NCBI's taxonomy places the organism in Eukaryota, Fungi, Ascomycota, Eurotiomycetes, Onygenales, Onygenaceae. Gene Ontology annotation, biological process: regulation of transcription by RNA polymerase II. Gene Ontology annotation, molecular function: DNA-binding transcription factor activity, RNA polymerase II-specific; RNA polymerase II transcription regulatory region sequence-specific DNA binding. Gene Ontology annotation, cellular component: nucleus.